Molecule: messenger RNA, 2227 nt
Organism: Petromyzon marinus (sea lamprey)
Lineage: Eukaryota; Metazoa; Chordata; Hyperoartia; Petromyzontiformes; Petromyzontidae
Source: RefSeq, a predicted model, not a curated record
GAUGGGUACCGUGCCGGCGCUGGUGCUGGUGCUGGGAGCGCUGCGCGUGGCCGCCGAGGGGCCGCUGGUGCCCCGAGUCAGCUUCUCCUACGAAGAGUUGGCGCGGGAGGCGGCGAUGAGUUUCCGCGCCGUGCCCAACGUGUCGGCGCUGCUGCUGGUGCCGCAGCGCUCGGCGCUCUACGUGGGCGCGCGCGACGCCAUCCUCGCCCUGGACGCCCGCAACGUCUCCCGCGAGCUCCACCCCGCCCUCUCCUGGAAGGCUGACAGCCAAAUGAAGAUGUGUCAGUCGAAGAGGAACAGCCAGAGGGAGUGCUUCAACUUCGUGCGGGUGCUGCACCGACUCGACGGCACGCGGCUGUACGCGUGCGGCACCGGCGCCUUCCAGCCCAAGUGCGCCUACAUCAACGUAACUGACUUCUCGUUUGUGAAAAAUCCUGGAGGGACCGUGAUGGAGGAGAACGGCAGGGGCAAGUGCCCCUUUGACCCCGAGCAGAGGCACACCUCGCUGAUGACCGGAGGAGAGCUCUACUCGGGCACGCGCAGCAACUACCUGGGCACCGAGUCGGUGGUGCAGCGGAGCCCUAGCAGCAUGUCCAGCGAGCUGUCGAGCAGCUGGCUGUACAACCCGACGUUCGUGGCGUCGGAGUUUGUGAACGAGAGCGAGUCGCGGGAGCAGGACAACAAGGUCUACUUCUUCUUCUCGGAGACGGCCAUGGAGUUCGACUUCUACUCCAGGGUGGUGGUGCCGAGGGUCGCGCGCGUCUGCACGGGUGACACGGGCGGCCUGAAGAAGCUGGAGAGGAAGUGGACGACGUUCCUCAAGUCGCGGCUCGACUGCUCGCUGGGAGGGACGGCGUUCGCCGGACUCCGGCACGUCGCGUCGACCCGCGGCCUCCGUGGCCGGCCCGGCACCGUGUUCUACGCCCUCUACACGGACCGCUGGGGCGGGGGCGCCGUCUCGGCCGUCUGCUCGUACCGCGUGGACGAGGUGCGGCGCGUCUUCUCCGGACGCUUCAAGCACCGGGGAGGGGCCGACCGGCGGUGGGCCCCCUACGCGGGGGCCCUGCCCGCACAACGGCCCGGAGACUGUCCCCUGGGCUGGGACUCGCAGACGCUGCCCUCCGAGACGCUCAACUUCGUCUCCGACCACCCCCUGAUGGACGAGGCGGUGAAGGCCGAGGGGGGCCGGCCCUGGCUGCUGGUGCCGGGAGUGGCCUACAACCGGCUGCUGGUGGUCGACAUGGCGGCGCUGGACGGCAAGAGCUGGAGGACGCUGCUGCUGGGCACAGACGCGGGCGCGCUGCACCGCGCCGUGCUGCCGGAGUCGCGCGGAGAUCCUCACCUGGUGGAGGAGCUGCAGGCGCUGGGGCAGCAGGAGCCGGUGCUGUCCAUGGUGCUGACCCACGACCAGGUGACCCCUCCUAACGUGUACGUGCGGCGUGUACGUGCGGCGUGUACGUGCGGCGUGUACGUGCGGCGUGUACGUGCGGCACAGACCUCGGUGGUCGUGGCUGGCCCCUCGGGGGUGGUGCAGCUGCCCGUGUGCCGCUGUGGCCGCUACCGGGCGUGCUGGGACUGCGUACUGGUGCGGGAUCCCUGCUGCGCCUGGGACCCCCAGCGGAGGCUGUGCAGGCGUCACAGCGGGGAGACCGGCGCCGGGUCGUGGCUGCAGGACGUGAGCGGUGGUGACGCGACGACGCUCUGCUCCGCUCACCCGCCAGACGUGGUGGCCGUCCGCGUGGCGCUGGCGCCGCUGCUGCUGCUGCCCUGCUCCCCCCCCCUCCCGCCUGGCUCGCCUCUCCUGGGAGGCGCCCCCCCGGCCCCCCGGGAUCUCACGGGCACGUACCUGUGCUGGGCCGAGGAGGGCGGCCACCGGCGCCUCGUCGCCGGCUAUACCGUGCAGCUUCCGGGCUCUUCCUCCUCCUCCUCGUCGUCGACCGCCUCCUCCUCCGAAACCGAGCGGAAGUCAAACGGGCGGCAGGCGAGGCCGGACCCAACGACGGGCACCGCGGCCACGUCAGAGUCGGCGCACGGCGUGCCCGGUAAAGACGCCUCCGCGUCCGAUUCCCCGCCGGGGUUCGGCCCGGGGUUUUUGGUCGGCCUGCUGGCGACGCUCGUGCUGGCGGCGGCGGCGGUCGCCGCGAAGAGGCGCUUCUUCCCAAACGCCGCCUUCCCGUGCUCGCCCGGCGCGGACGACGUCGCCGACGCGCCGCCAGCGACGCCUUGA